UCGGCGUUUGGUGAAUAGCAAUGUACAAAUACAAGGACCUCGCGAAACUGGGAACGACUUACUCCCGACGAAUGAAUUACUUAUCGAACCGGAUAUUCGGUGAGGUCGCGAGACCGACGAAUUCACAGUCGAUGAAAGUGGUGAAGAUGUUCAGCGAAGAGCCGAUCCACCAGCGGGAUUACGUCGUCAACUGGUACCCGCGGCACGUUGAAACCCAUCUGCUGGCGAUGAAGUUGCGCGAGUACGGUCUCUUCCGGGACGAGCAUCAGGACUUCAAGGAAGAAAUGAAACGGUUACGGGCUCUCCGUGGGAAGGCACCACCGAAGAAGGGUGAAGGCAAGCGUGCGAAGAAGUAAUGGCCAUACGAUGUGCUGCCUUGUUUAGGGGUUAAUUUUGUGCGGGGUGUAAUUAAUAAACAGUGGACAUACAUAAACAU
Molecule: messenger RNA, 436 nt
Organism: Anopheles cruzii
Lineage: Eukaryota; Metazoa; Arthropoda; Insecta; Diptera; Culicidae
Gene: mRpS33
Product: 28S ribosomal protein S33, mitochondrial
Exons: 1
Coding region: 21-356 (111 amino acids)
Cellular component (GO): mitochondrion
Source: RefSeq, a predicted model, not a curated record